AUGAUACUUUUUGACCGAAUUGGUUUAACACGAUAUGAUAUUAUAACAAAUUGUAUAGAAUGUUUACCUAUACAUUGGGAUAUUAAAUCAUUACAAGAUCAUAUGUUCAAUGAAUUAAUUCUAUUAACAUCUGGUAAUAGUGCUGUAUUAUGUCCAGAAUUAAUAAAUAAAAAUAAUGAAAAACAAUCAGCAUGUAUUUAUACAUUUGGAGGUUAUUCACUAUUAGGUAAUAUUCAUUUAAAUGCAUUAUGUCGAUAUGAAUUAACUCAUACUAAUCUAUCAAAAUAUGUAACUAAUGAUAAUGCUACUACUACUACUACUACUACUAAUAAUAAUAAUAAUAUAACAUCCACUGGUUUAAGACCACAUUGUUGUCAUGCUUCUGUAAUUAGUGGACAUGGUAUUUUAAGUUAUUUAGCAUGUUUACCACAAGAUAUAAUUAUGCAUCAAUCUAUUAAUUUAACAAUGUUAAAAUCAUUACAAAGACGAUUUAAUUAUGAACAUUCAAUUAAUAUAAAAUUAAGAAAAAAUAGAAAUAAACAUAAUCUUUUACCAUCACCACGUGAUAAAUUUUGUAUGGAAUAUUAUAAUGGUAAACUUUAUUUAUUUGGUGGUUAUGGUCCACAAUUUAAACCAUUAUCUAUAUGGUCAAAUCAUUUUUAUCAAUGGCCAUAUUUAUAUGAUCCAAAUGAUAAUCAAAGUUGGAUUAUAUGUGAUAAUAAUGGUGGAUGGAAUAAUCAAUUAAUUAUUUAUGAUAUUAAUCAAAAUCAAUGGAAUUUAAUUCAUCAAUUAAAUGUGAUUGGAAAAUUUCCAACACCACGUGCAGCUCAUUGUUCUAUUAUAUUACCUAAACAUGGUUGGUUCAUUAUAUUUGGUGGUCGUGGUCCAUAUACUACUACUACUACUACUAAUAAUAAUAAUAAUAAUCAUAUAAAUACAUCACAACAUUUAUCCGAUUAUCGUAUGGGUAGAUUAAAUGAUAUGUAUUGUUUUAAUAUUAAUUUAAUGGAAUGGACUAAAAUUUUAACACCAUUAGAUAUACCAAAUAUAAUAAAUAAUCAUUAUAUUAAACAACCAACAAUAUCAUGUAUUUGGCCAUGUGGUCGAUCUUGGAUGAAUAUGACCACUGUCAAUGAAUCAUCUAUACAGAAUGAUUCUUCUUCGUCUUCUUCUUGUUGUUCUUGUUCUUCUUCUUCUUCUAAUUAUAAACCAAUGAAUGAAAUGAAUAUUCAAUUAUUUCUACAUGGUGGUUAUUCUAAUUAUGAAGAAUCAUUAAAUGAUGCUUAUUUAAUAAAUAUUCAUUUCUGUAAACAAUAUAAACAAUUAAAAGCUGAAAUUAUUCAUUCUACAAAAGAGGUCAAUGUUAUAUCUAAUAAUAAUAAUAAUAAUAAUAAUAAUAAUAAUUCCUAUUUAAUGAAUUUAAAUAAACAAUAUUAUAUUGAAUCAUUGAAUCCAAUAAAUAAUGAUACUAAUUCAAAUAAACCAACACUUAUAAAUGGUUAUAUAUGUUCACAACAACAAUUAAUGGAUAAUAAAAAAUAUAUUAAUUUAAAUGUGAAUUCAUUUGGAGAAAUUUUAUCCAAUGAACAAUUGUAUAUAGAUUUAAUUCAAUUGUAUUAUUCAAUGAAUUCAAAUAGAAUAACUGAAUUAUUUGAAGCUAAUCAUCAUACUACUUAUAAUAAUAAUAAUGAAAGUAGUAGUAUGAUAGAUAAUUUGAAAUUAUUUUUACAUGAUUUCAAUUAUCAUUUAUAUAUGUAUCAAAAUUCAUCUUUUACAGUACAUAAUCAUAAUCAUAAUUAUAAACCUGAGAAAUGUAUAAAUCCUAAAGAAAAAUUAUAUCGUAUUGCUUUAUUACAUACUAUAUUUAUACAAUAUUUAAAUGAAAAUUAUUGUUUAUAUACUAUUAAUAAAUAUAAUGAUAAAGAUUCAAAAAUGAACUCUACUACUACUAGAGUUACUAGGAAUAAUCAAUUAAUUGAACAAUUGAAUAAUAUAUGUGAUAUUUAUCAAUCUGAUUUAGAAUUUAAUCAAAAUUCAAUAUUUUCAACAUUUAUAAGUAUGUUUCUUAAAUUUAUGUUACCAUGGCAAAUAAUACAAAUGAUGUUACAAGAAAAAAAUAGUUGGUUAACAAAUGAAUAUCGUUUAGAAUUAAUAUAUAAAUUAAUACCACAAUUAAAUAUGAUUAAAAAACAAAAAAAUUCUUCAUCUAUAUCUAUAUAUCAAUUAGAAUUAAAUAAUCAAUUUAUUCUUAAUAAAUUAUUAUUAUUAUUAAUGAUACCAAAUCAAAUACAUAAUCCAAUUAAUUAUCUUACAUAUAAUCAUGAUCGUUUAUUAUCAUAUAUACAACAAACAAUUAUAUCAAUAUUAAAGUGUUAUCAUAAUCAAUCACCAUUUUAUAUUGAUAUUAUAAAUACUCCUAUGAAUAUAUUUACUGUGAAUGAAUUAUUUCCUUCAUCAUCAUCAUCAUCUAUUAUGAUGAAACCAUUUAAUAAACCAAUUCAUCGUCAUUGGCAUACUGUAACAUUAGGUUUAGAUAAACGUAUAUAUGUUAUUGGUGGAACUGGUCAAAAAGCAUUAGAAAUACCAUUGGAAUGUUAUAAUUUAAAUAGACCAAUUCAUUUAACUAUACAAUGUUCUAUAAAUAUAACUAAACUUAUUUUAUUUAAAUUUUUAUAUGCCAUAGAAUAUGGUUUAUUAACAGUUCAUAAGAAUCAGAAUGAUAAUGAUAAUAAUAAUGAUAAUACAACAAUCCUUCCAUAUUCUUGUCAUUUAAAUAAAAAUAAAUUAAAAAUAGAUUAUUUAAAGAAUUUAGAUGAAAAUUUAAAAAAUCUUUUAAAUUAUCAUGUGAAAUAUUUAUUAGAUGAAUGGUUACUAUAA
This is a messenger RNA of Schistosoma margrebowiei, 2877 nucleotides long. The record is from the annotation of a GenBank genome assembly. Lineage: Eukaryota; Metazoa; Platyhelminthes; Trematoda; Strigeidida; Schistosomatidae.